This is a messenger RNA of Racocetra persica, 194 nucleotides long. Lineage: Eukaryota; Fungi; Glomeromycota; Glomeromycetes; Diversisporales; Gigasporaceae. The record is from the annotation of a GenBank genome assembly.
UAUCACGAUCACAAUCUUUUCAAGAAAAUACAAAUUCAAUAUUUAAUAUUGAACAAGAUAAAGAAAAUCAACCAAAUGUAACAGUUAAUAUUGAAAGUAUUGAGGAGUUGAAAAAUUAUGAAAAUAGUAACGAUAAUGACUCAGAUGAUUUAUAUAAAAACUAUGAGCUAUAUCUUACUAAAGCGCUUAAAAUU